Molecule: messenger RNA, 432 nt
Organism: Acanthisitta chloris (rifleman)
Lineage: Eukaryota; Metazoa; Chordata; Aves; Passeriformes; Acanthisittidae
Gene: EREG
Product: epiregulin
Exons: 4
Biological process (GO): epidermal growth factor receptor signaling pathway; positive regulation of mitotic nuclear division; positive regulation of cell population proliferation
Source: RefSeq, a predicted model, not a curated record
UUUUUAUCUCUUACAGGUUACCUAUUGCAAGGAGUCCUGGCCACAACAGUGAUCCCAUUAUGUGGGCUUGGGGAAAUGGAGAACUGCACAACAGCACUCGUCCAGACAGAGAACAGCCCACGAGUGGCUCAAGUCGGGAUCACGAGAUGCAAGCCUGAAAUGAAGGACUACUGCUUCCAUGGGCAGUGUGUGUACAUUGUGGACUUGGAUGAGCACUAUUGCAGGUGUGAUGUAGGCUUCUCUGGAGUGCGCUGUGUGCACUCGGAGCUCCUCCAGCAGCCCCUCAGCAAGGAGUAUGUGGCACUCACAGUUAUUGCAGUUCUGCUCUUCGUUGCUGCCAUCUCUCUUGCAAGCUACUACAUUUGCAGAAGGUACCGAAGCAAGAGGAGACAGACAAAUGCCAGUGAAUACAAGGAAGUUGGUGCCCUAUAG